Dovyalis caffra is the source of this 1173-nucleotide messenger RNA. NCBI's taxonomy places the organism in Eukaryota, Viridiplantae, Streptophyta, Magnoliopsida, Malpighiales, Salicaceae. The record is from the annotation of a GenBank genome assembly.
AUGGCACUCAGGAGCGGUUGUGCUCAAAAUGAUCAUCAACGCAUCGUGGAUAGAGCUGAUGAAUAUGAUGAUGGGUCUUUUGAUCAACUGUUUGAAAAGUAUAGACAAGAAACAAAAGAGAACGAUGGGGCAUUUACAUUGGUGGAAAAGGAAAUUGUAAUGGCAUUGAUGUGGAUGCAUAAUAAUGGUGCCAAAAGAGAGUCUUUCAAGUCCAGGAGUAUAAGCCCCUCUGGUACUCGGAGUUGCUAUGCUCAAUUUACGCACCCACUUGGGAUAUUGCCUGUUAUACCCAAGAAGAAGAGCACAGAAAGCGGAGAUCAAAGGUUUAUAAUGCCCGAGAAAAGGCCAAGUAGUUCUGAUAAUAGUCAUGAUGAUCAUCACCAUAUUCUUGAAGAAGAAGAGGAGGAGGAGAAAGCCAAGAGUAGUGCCUCUAGUAAGAAAGAGAACGUAACUGGAAUUCUUACAGGGUAUGUAAACAAAAACACGUACUCAAAGACAGGCACUGCUCGUGAAGAUAAGAAAGAGGGGAAAAAGAAAGAGAAAAAGAUCAGUAGCAGUAAUAGAAAACGAUGCUUUGAACUUGAAGACGUUCACAAGGAGGAGGAAAAGAGGUCGCCAAGCAAAAGAGGGAAGAGUGCUGGCUCAAAGGCACUGGACUUGGGUUUUGAUUUCUCUGAUGAAAUAAAAGCUAUAAUCGGAGAAGAUGGAGAUAAGGAUUUCAAGCUAAGGAUAAGGAAAAUGUUGUACCAAACUGAUAUGAGCGCACACCAUGAUCGUUUCACAAUGCCUUGUAGACAAAUUAAUGAAUGCGAAAAUCUCUUAAUUGGUGAUGAGAAGACGAAUGUCUGUGAAAGUGGCAUAGGAGUAACAUUGGUAGAAUUGGGUCUUGGUGAUAACAAAAAUAGCAUGUUCACCAGUCAACUGAGGAUGAAGCAGUGGGACAUGAAUACAAGCAGUUCCUAUGCGUUAAGAAGCGGCUGGAAAGAUGUCGUGGGUAGGAAUGUGGGAGUGCUCCAGAAAAAUGACUAUGUGCAGAUUUACUCCUUCAGGCGCAAAGAGGAACUAUGGCUCGUCCUCAUCAAGGAGUCUGAUCAUGAAGGAGGUCGCAGAGAUGGCGUCUUUGGAAGGAGUGGUACUCAAGGGAAUGAUAGAAAUCGUCCUGCUAUAGCAUGA